UAAAAGAAAGUGUGAUGGUAUUUGAUUGGACAGUUUUUUCUUGAAACACUUGAACGCAGCACCACCGCCCCGCCGCCUCGACCGGAGGAGGACGAACCGUUACGACCAGGCUCGUCGUUACCAACGAUGCAAGUCCUCGUUGUACGGAUGAUCCCCGGGCACAGGCUCCUUCUCCCGAGUGCCACAGUCAGCCGGCACCGCCCGCGUCUCCUCCGAUAGACCUCCAGCUGACACCCGGCGAAGAAGACCCGGACUCGGGGCUUUAUGUUUACCGAAGAGCGGCCGGACGGAGGAAGCCGGAGCCAUGGGGUUCUCCUUCAGCCUUCGAUGAACUGAGCUAAGCUGGACCCACACAAGUCAACCAACCGGCCCCUGCCCGCCGCGGGGGCCGUCCUCUCCCCUCAGCGCUCUCCAGCCAUGGCGGGCUUCAAGCGGGGCUACGACGGCAAGAUCGCCGGCCUGUACGACCUCGACAAGACGCUGGGCCGCGGCCACUUUGCCGUGGUGAAGCUGGCGCGCCACGUCUUCACCGGGGAGAAAGUUGCGGUGAAGGUGAUCGACAAGACCAAGCUGGACACCGUGGCCACGGGCCACCUCUUCCAGGAGGUUCGCUGCAUGAAGCUGGUUCAGCAUCCCAACAUUGUGCGCUUGUACGAAGUGAUCGACACGCAGACCAAGCUUUACCUCAUCCUGGAGCUGGGUGACGGGGGAGACAUGUUUGACUACAUCAUGAAGCACGAGGAGGGUCUGAGCGAGGAGCUGGCCAAGAAGUAUUUUGCCCAGAUUGUCCACGCCAUCUCCUACUGCCACCGGCUGCACGUGGUGCACAGGGACCUCAAGCCGGAGAACGUGGUGUUCUUCGAGAAACAAGGGCUGGUCAAGCUCACCGACUUUGGAUUCAGUAACAAAUUCCAGCCGGGGAAGAAGCUGACAACCAGUUGUGGAUCUCUGGCGUACUCUGCGCCGGAAAUACUGUUGGGUGAUGAGUACGACGCUCCAGCCGUAGAUAUCUGGAGUCUGGGCGUGAUCCUCUUCAUGUUGGUAUGCGGCCAGCCGCCCUUCCAGGAAGCGAACGACAGCGAGACCCUGACCAUGAUCAUGGACUGUAAAUACACUGUACCUGCCCACGUCUCCGCCGCCUGCAAAGAUCUCAUAGACCGAAUGCUUCAGAGGGAUCCGAAGAGACGAGCGUCGCUGGACGAGAUCGAGACCCACACCUGGCUGCAGGGGGUCGACCCGUCGCCCGCCACCAAGUACAACACGCCACUGGUCUCCCACAAGAACCUGUCAGAUGAGGAACACAACAGCAUCAUCCAGCGCAUGGUGCUGGGAGACAUCGCCGACCGAGAAUCCAUCGUCGAAGCCCUGGAGACCAACAAGUACAACCACAUCACAGCCACCUACUACCUGCUGGCGGAGAGGAUCCUGAGGGAGAAGCAGCAGAAGGAGGUGGUGGUGCAGACCCGCUCGUCCAGCCCGAGCAACAUCAAGGCCCAGUUCAGGCAGUCCUGGCCCACCCGGGUGGACAUGCACCAGGACAUAGAGGACAGCCUGGCGGCGUCCUCCAUCUCCCACGCCGGAGGCCCCCAGUCGCCGGCUCGCAGUGCCGAGAACCUGCUCAACGGACAUCGCUCCAAAGGCCUGAUGGAGCUGAGCCGGCGGGAGGAGACGGUGACGGACUCGGCCCAGGGAGCCUGUGCUGCAGCCGCGGGCUCCGGUCCUGGGACCAUCAGGGGCCCGAGUCCCUCCACCUCCACAGCAGCCAAACAGAGAACCUGCCUCUUCAGGGUGGUGGAGGAUGAGGAGGAGGAAGAGCAAGACCCGUCUUCCCUCCCAGCCCAGGUGAUCUUGCGCCGUAAGCCCCCCUCCGUCACCAACCGCCUCACCUCCAGGAAGAGCGCCCCGGUGCUCAACCAGAUCUUCGAGGAGGAGGGGGAGUCGGACGACGACUUCGACAUGGAUGAGGCUCUGCCGCCCAAACUCAGCCGCCUCAAGAUGAACAUGGCCGGCAACGCCUCCGGCUCCGGCUCCUCCUCGUCCCCGGGGACCACGCAGAAGCGGUACCAGCGACGCAAGAGCCAGGGGAGGGGGUCAUCGUGCUCCAGCUCGGAGACGAGCGACGACGACUCGGAGAGUCACCGGAGGCGUCUGGACAAAGACUCGGCCUUCAGCUACGGAUGGAACAGGAGGGACAGUAGCGAGGGGCCGCCGGGCAGCGAGGGGGGCAACGGGGGCGGCAGCAGCUCGGGGCAGGGGAAGCCCCCCGGAGAGGGAGGGGGCAGCUCCGGUCCAGACCGGGGGAGUCCUGCUGGAGGGGGUGGAGGAGGUGACGGUGGGGGAGGAGGGGGAGGAGGGGGGGGAGGAGGAGGGGGGGGUAAUAAGGGACAGGACAGCCCCUCCAGUUGUUGUCACAACAGCAGCACCUCUGGCCCCUCCUUCAGCGCUCUGUCCCGCUCGGCCCGGAGUCGCAGCAGCGAGUUGGUGGAAAGUCUGAAGCUCAUGAGUCUGUGCCUCAGCUCCCAGCUGCAGCAGCACCGCGGGGGGCGGGGCCAGAGGGGGAAGCUCAUCAUCGACCCAUGUGGACUCUCUGGGGGGCGGGGCCAGAGGGGGAAGCUCAUAAUCGACCCGUGUGGCGUGAAGAUCCAGGAGAAAUCCUCCUGGAAGAUGUGCAUCGGCUCCAGCGGCAGCCUGGACACCAUCACGCUGCCCACCACCGCCGCCCUGCCUCGCUCACACUCCGCCCACCACCACCACCACCACCGCAAAUCGGCGGGACCCGCCCACAGGAACGCUCACAGCAAUUUGAGCUCGCUGAAGAACGGCAUGCUCCAACUACCUCUGUGCGAGAAGACGAUCUCCGUGAACAUCCAGCGCGGCGGCGGCUCCAGGGACGGUCUGCUCUGCACCGCGACUCCCGCCAGCUGCUGCCAGGUCAUCUGAGGUCACCCCUAGGAGCCCCGCCCCCUCCUCCUCCUCCUCAGACCAGUAACUGCACACACUGCUCCUCCUCAUCGUCAGCUUGUCGUCCUGUGAUUGGCCGUAGCGGAUCGCUGACCUCAGAUCAGCUGUUGUCUCUUGUGUCGCGCCACUGAUUCGUUCCGUGUCAACGUUUAAAUAUUUUAUUACUAUUAAUUAUUUUAUCCUUGGCGUCUCAUGAACUCAUGUUCUUAAUAACAAUGUGCCCGUUUUUAACAAAGAUAUGAAAUAUUACAAAGUGGACGGUUACAGUUCUGGUUCGGAGCCACUGGGAUGCAAAAAAAGUAUCAAAUUAGAAAACAAAAUUCUGGAUUCUCUAACAGGAGGAAGUCGUCAUAAUAUUAUGUGAUUAAACAGUAUUUUUUUUACAAAAAGAUGUGUAAUAUUUCAAGAUUAAGUCAUAAUUUUACAUUAAAAUCACAAUUAUCAUGUGAAAACAAUAUGUGUAGAAAGGAAAAAAAGCUACUUUGAGAAAGUCUUCAACCUGAUAUUUUUCCCAAUUUUAUUUGACAAUUUAUUGCUCAUAACUUAUGUUCCACGUUUGAUUUGAUUGACAGCUGUGAGCUCCCACCCCCUGAUAAUAAUAAUAAUAAUUAGUUUAUUAUAAAUUUAAAAAAAUUAUAAAUUAUUCAGCCAGUAGCUUUAAUACAAAUCACUAUUUUUCUUGAAAUAUCCCUAAAAUAUAUUUGUAGAACUAUGACUCAUUAUUCUCCUAAAAUAAUAAUGUAUGACCUAAAUGAGUCGGACUUGUUAUGACCUUAUUCUUGUAAUAUUGAUUUAGGAUUCUCAUCAGAUUACAGAUCUUUGGUCGUAACGUUGUCAUGCAGUAAUAGCUCCAUGUAUGAAUAUGUGACUACGUGAUUGACAGUCUGUCCUCAGACAAUCUGUUUUAUUGUUGCUUAAAAAAACAGAUUAAUAGAGUUUUAUUCAUUUCACUUGACCUGCAAAAAGAAAAGAAAGAGAAAGUGUUUGUUUUGACCCUUUAACAUCCCAACACUUUAAAAUGAGAAACUGACGAUAAAUGUUCCUGCUGUCUGUGUUUUGAAAUAUGAGAUAUAUUUGUAUCCAUCCACGUCGUGUUGCCGUAGUGACGGAUACAGAAUAUUUUUCAUGUCAGACUCUUUGUGUUUCUUUCUUUUAGUCCCGCCUCCACUCGCAGCGUCGAGUAAUGUAGAUACAGUAAAGUUUAUUUUUUAAAACGUGUACUUUUCCUUUUCUUAUUAAUCUGCUGUUUUUGAAUGUGGACGGGAGUUCGUGUCACGUGACGAAGAGGAAGAUUCUCUCAAAGGGCAUCGGCAAUAAGCUACAGUGUGUCGCAGCUAUUAUCUGUAUCUGUACAGAAACUUAUUGUUAUUGCGAUUAUUAGUUUCUUUUUUCUACUUGAUUUUAUCCAAAUGUGUGCAGCCUGAUACGACAGAGUAUUAGUGCCACACAGAGAGAAAACUGGAGACUUUGAGAAUAAAGUUGAAAUGUUUUGUUAAAUGUUAUUCUCGUAAUAUUACGACUUUAUUCUCGAGGUCUCACUUUUCUUUCCUCGUUAUGUUUCUAAAACUCCGUCGGAGCCUGAAAUUGACCACGUUGGACUGAAGAAAAGAAAAGAAAAGAAAAUCUGUUUUAAAUAUUUUGUUUCUUUUCUGUUUUCUUUUUGAAAACCAAAUGUACAUAGAGAUGUAAAUAUGGUGCUCUCUCUCUCUCUCUCUCUCAAACAGCAGAGUGAACCUUCGGUGCAUAGAGCUGUACAGUCAUCUAGCCUUAUGAUAAUUAGUUCUACUGUAUGGGUUUGUGUCUCAGCUAUAAAAAAAAUAAAAAAAUAGUCAUGUGAGAAGAAACCACAUGAUCCUGUUUGUCCCGUCAGGUCGUCGACCGUCGUCGUCUGUCUCCAGGUGACAACAGAAGAAAAAAGAACCUACGACGGGAAUAUUCAGUGUAUGAUUCUGUAGAUGAGCUGUUGUCAGAUGUUACAUAUAGCUAUGUUGAUAAUAUCCCAAAAAUAAAAAUGUGGAGUACAGUCUCA
Molecule: messenger RNA, 4990 nt
Organism: Scophthalmus maximus (turbot)
Lineage: Eukaryota; Metazoa; Chordata; Actinopteri; Pleuronectiformes; Scophthalmidae
Gene: snrka
Product: SNF related kinase a
Exons: 8
Coding region: 418-2940 (840 amino acids)
Biological process (GO): microtubule cytoskeleton organization; intracellular signal transduction; protein phosphorylation
Cellular component (GO): cytoplasm
Molecular function (GO): protein serine/threonine kinase activity; tau-protein kinase activity; ATP binding
Source: RefSeq, a predicted model, not a curated record